UGUCCCUGGCUCAGAAUGCCCUUGCGUGAGCUCUGCAAGCUCGGAGCGGCAGAGAGGGAAUACAGAAGAGAAGCUGGGAUACACACAGCUGCUGAGGAGAGGAUACAAAAAGCAAGACACUGCCACCAUGGAAACUGGAAGCCCGAGGAAGAUACAGUUCACCGUCCCCCUACUGGACACUCACCUGGACCCCGAGGCAGCUGAACAAAUCAGGAGACGCAGACCCACGCCGGCCACUUUAGUGGCAUCGAGUGAUCAGUCAUCACCAGAAAUAGAUGAAGACCGACUCCCAAACCAGUUGUAUAAGGCAGCGUUGUUGAACUCUCCUCGACAACGGCGAAAAGGGCAAAAAGGAACGCCUACAAUGAAAGAGCUGCAGUUCCUGGUAGAGCACCACCUGUACCGGCAGCAGCAGGGAGCAGGGGAUGAAUGCUCCUCGGAGAGCUGCUUGUCAGACAGGCCGAGCCCCGACUCCGUUCCCACCGGAGAGGAGCUCCCAGAUGAUGAUGAGGCCACCGCCGAGGCCUUUGAAAAACUGCGCUGCCAAAUGGAGGAGUUCUCCAGGGAGAGCCUAUUAGACGAGGCCGCUGGACUCAAGUGCCCCCUUCCGAGAGAGAAACAAGAUUGUUCCGAUGUCGCCAAUGUACCCGAUCCCUCAUCAACACAAAGGAGCACACAAAAAGACACCAAAGCAGGAGCAGCCAGUGCCAGCCAGCCGUCAGAAACGUCAAAGACUUGCAGCCUGGAGAAAGACAAAUAGAGCAGAGCUCUGUGCGGCAGGAGGAUGUUCACAGUCUGCGCCGUCAGUCCAACUAAACGCUGACUCAAGAUUGUGUCUGCAGAUUCACUUGAUAGAAACGUCAGGGCAUCUUUAUUCCUCUACAGUCAGGCCUUAGUUUCCACUUUAAGAACAACAACGUCUUUAUUUUCUUGGGGGUAAAAAUUCUGAAUGAAGGGACAGUUCCUUAAAUAUAUUUAUUUGUUUGUUUGUUAUCGAAAGCUAGCCUAGCGAGUAUGAACCUGGAAUAGAGUUAUUUGUUGUGAGUCGUCCAUAAUCACAAACUUCCGUAAAAAACAUGCUUAUCAUCCCAUCCCAGUCAUCACUGCAGUUAAACUACUACUGAUCCCUGUAUGCCGUUUUUAUGUUUGAACUACGGUGGCCCUGAGGGGCAAAUCACAUCAACAAAUCACUUGAUGCAGAAACAUUUAAAGAUCACUACGAUUAUUUAAAAAGCAAAACAGUUUACAGAAACCAAAAUGAUAUUCACUUUCACUUGAAAUGAUUGACUAACAUCAUCAUCAUCCAAUCAGAGAUGUCUCACAGUCUAUGCCUUUUCCGGAUUCUCGUGUUUUGCUUUUUAACAUUUCAUUUUGUUUCCUGGCAAUUACUUUUUUUUUUUACAAAUUUUUUUUUUUUUUUUUUUUUACAUUUUGA
Oryzias melastigma (Indian medaka) is the source of this 1435-nucleotide messenger RNA. RefSeq names its product protein phosphatase 1 regulatory subunit 1A. The transcript has 8 exons. Lineage: Eukaryota; Metazoa; Chordata; Actinopteri; Beloniformes; Adrianichthyidae. Gene Ontology annotation, cellular component: cytoplasm. Gene Ontology annotation, molecular function: protein phosphatase inhibitor activity. Gene Ontology annotation, biological process: intracellular signal transduction. The record is from RefSeq and is a predicted model, not a curated record. The coding region runs from base 128 to 760 and encodes 210 amino acids.